Messenger RNA from Anolis sagrei ordinatus, 6193 nucleotides. NCBI's taxonomy places the organism in Eukaryota, Metazoa, Chordata, Lepidosauria, Squamata, Anolidae. The record is from RefSeq and is a predicted model, not a curated record.
GAGCGCAAGCCCCUUUCUGGCGCCUGGGAGGGGAGCCAGCAAGCAACAAGGGGGGUGAGCUUCGCUCAGGGAAGUUGGCUGGCGAGUUGGUGGACUGCCCUGGCUGCAAGGCUAGCAGGAAACCAGCAGAAGAAUCAUGAUUUUCAGAUGCAGUCAAAUCUUGCUGAUUAAAAAUUAAGCAGCGAAGACUUGAAUUCAAAUGUAUUUAUGUAAAUCACACCCAUCAUGCAUUACUUAAAAUGGACCGUUCAUAUCUUCACAAGUGCAUGGUGGCUGGUGAUCAUUGUUUCGUCACUCCAGACAGUUUAUGGGGGCGAAUAUUCAUAUCUUGGUCGCUGUGGUGGACGGGAUUGCUCAAUUUGUCCAUGCUUUCUUGAAAAAGGAUCAAGGGGACAACCUGGACAGCCGGGACCACAAGGUCCAAUUGGGGCCCUGGGUCCUGUAGGUCCAAUUGGUUUGCCAGGAGAAAAAGGCCAGAGAGGUGAUGUUGGUCGGCCUGGGUCUGCUGGAGAAAGAGGCGACAUGGGUGCUACUGGAGUCCCAGGAUUUUCAGGUGUAGAUGGUGUGCCUGGGUUACCAGGACCAGAAGGACUGAGAGGUCAGCCUGGCUUGGAUGGGUGCAAUGGCUCAAGGGGAGAUCCAGGAUUUCCUGGGGAAGCUGGGCGAAUUGGACCAAGAGGCCCAUUUGGAUUUCCUGGGGAAAAGGGAGAAAAAGGAAAUCCCAUAUACAUUACUGAAUUCAUCAGAGGACCUCCUGGAGAAAGAGGAGACGCUGGACCCCGUGGCCUGCCUGGCCCUAGAGGAGAAAGGGGGCCAAGAGGUCCACUUGGUUUCCCAGGCCAACCAGGCGUACAGGGCUCGCAGGGUCUACCUGGUUUGGCUGGUGAACAGGGAAACCCUGGUACUGGAGUAGAAGGACAAAAAGGGGAACCGGGUGAUGUUGGACCUCCUGGAUCUCCUGGGCAGCCAUUAUUGGUAGGACCUCCUAGUUCUGAGCUGUUAAAGGGAGAAAAGGGUGUAAAAGGAAUGCCUGGAUCCAUGGGCCCGAGAGGACUCCCUGGCCGCAAAGGCUUACUUGGAAAUGGACAGAAGGGUGAAAAGGGGAGUCCUGGUUUUCCUGGAAUGCGGGGGAGUCCUGGUGGUUAUGGAUCUCCAGGUUUUCAAGGAACCAAGGGUGAACCUGGAAUUUCUGGAUUUCCUGGACCAGAUGGUUUUCAAGGGAAUAAGGGAGAUCCAGGAGACAAUGGGCUGCCAGGUCCACCGGGACCUCGAGGAACACCACGUCCUGGGAUAAAAGGCAUUCGUGGGGAUCCUGGUGACCCUGGAUCUUCUGGAGAUGUGGGAACAGAUGGAUUGAUAGGUCCUCCUGGUGUUACAGGAAAGCAAGGGGAAGACGGAGCCAGUCUCCCUGGUCCCAAAGGUACACUAGGAGUACAAGGUCCACAAGGAUUUCAAGGUGACCCUGGAUUCCCUGGCAUAUCUGAAACAGUUCCAGGAAAACCAGGAGCUCAAGGAUUUCCAGGCUUCCCUGGAGUACGAGGAAAGCAGGGCUUGCCUGGACCACCUGGUGUGGCUUGCAGUGGAAGAGGAGCUCCUGGGCAGGCAGGGACUAAAGGUCAAAGGGGGCAACCUGGAGAAAGCGGUGCAAAAGGAGAGAAAGGCAAUCCAGGAAGCUGCUCCUGUGGUCCAGGUCCAUAUGGUGCACUUGGAAUACGAGGUCCACCAGGAGUUCCAGGAAGAAAAGGAGAGGCGGGAUUUCCUGGAAGAAGUGGAAGAAAAGGUGAUCCAGGUUCCCCUGGGGCAAUAGGACAACCAGGCCCCUCAGGAAUACCAGGUACAUCAGGGCUGGAUGGUGAAAAAGGAGAUAAGGGUGACCCAGCUAGAAUAAGGAUCAAGGGGAUCAAAGGACAAAGAGGCCUCCGAGGGGAACCUGGAUUUCCAGGGGAAAAUGGCAUUCCUGGCCGUGAUGGAGAACCAGGUUUGUCUGGUGAAAAGGGGUUUAAGGGUGCUGAUGGAAGAGCUAUACCUGGUGAGAAGGGCUUUCCUGGUGCUCCUGGACUUCCUGGCUCAAGGGGACCUAUGGGAUCAGCAGGUUUUGGGAUUCAGGGCCCACAGGGUGUCCAAGGUCAACCAGGGGAUCCGGGAAACCCUGGUAUGAGAGGACCACCUGGCCCUAAGGGUCAAAAAGGUACCACUCCUCCAUAUACAAGGGCAAAUGGAGGGAAUCCGGGUGCUCCUGGUAUUAAAGGCAGUGCAGGUCCAAAAGGUUUGAAGGGGCAACCUGGACGUCCUGGUCCUAAUGGUUUUGAUGGGCUCAAAGGUCGACAAGGUAGACCAGGAGUAUCAAACAUUCCUGGCCCAGAAGGUUUAAGGGGUGAAACCGGUGAUCCUGGAGAAAAUGGUGAAGCCGGUUUAAGGCUAGAUGGUGCUCCUGGAUUGCCAGGUCCUACUGGGCUUGAUGGUCCAAAAGGUGUUCCAGGUGAUAUCAGUUAUGGUCCUCCAGGGAUACCAGGUAUCAGAGGCCUUCCUGGAUUGCCAGGAUUAUCAGGAAACCAAGGUGACUCCGGUUUUGCUGGGCUUCAAGGACAGCCAGGUACUCCAGGAUUUCCAGGAGCGAAAGGUCUAAGAGGUAGAAAAGGUGACAUAGGAACCAUGGGAGACCCUGGCUCACCUGGGCCACCUUGUGAAAAUGGCUUGCAGGGACCUCCAGGACCACCGGGCUCUUUUGGACCACCAGGUUCUAGAGGUUUGCAGGGCAUCAAAGGUCCACCAGGAGAUAUGGGUGCACCAGGUCCAGCUGGGAUGAAAGGUAUGCCAGGAGUUCCUGGAACACAAGGAUCACCAGGGCCUCCAGGUUUAAGAGGAAAUCCAGGACUUCCAGGGGAAAAUGGAUUGCCAGGCCUUCCAGGGCAGAAAGGGAGCAAAGGGUCCAAAGGCAUGCAAGGUUUUCCAGGGUUCCCAGGAAGUGAUGGAGAAAUGGGAGCGCCUGGUAUGAAAGGGGAAGAAGGACAAACAGGUUUGCGUGGUCCUCCUGGAGAAUAUGGUGUUAUUGGCUCCAAAGGAGAGAGAGGACUGCCAGGAGAGGAUGGUGUUAUUACUGUAUUGAUAGAGAAGGGAGGAAAAGGGGAAGCAGGUCUCCCUGGUGAGGAUGGCUUACCAGGAGUACAAGGUGACAAAGGCAGCCCUGGAUUUCAAGGAAUCCCAGGAUUGCCAGGCAGAGAUGGACGUCCAGGAACCGAAAAAGGCAAACCAGGUGAUGUUGGGGAGCUUGGUUUUCAAGGCCUCCCAGGCCUUCCAGGGUCUGCAGGACUGAGAGGAAUAAUUGGGUUUCAAGGACGGCAAGGUGACCAGGGUGCACAGGGAUUGCCUGGCAUUCCAGGAAGUCCGGGACUUGAUGGUGAAAAGGGGUCUAAAGGGGCCAGAGGUGAUCCAGCUAUUAACAUUGGCCAGCCUGGUAACAAGGGCCCUAUGGGAGACCCAGGAUUACCAGGUCUUAAUGGAUUACCAGGAGAUCAAGGAAUACCAGGUGGCCAAGGGGAGCCGGGCAGCCAAGGAUCCAAAGGAUUACCUGGAUAUCCAGGAACACCUGGCUUCCCAGGUGCUCAGGGGGUUGCCGGCUUACCAGGGGUUCCAGGAGAAAAAGGCAAUCCUGGACUUUUGGGGUCUCCUGGUUCGCCUGGAUUACCUGGCAGCCCAGGUAGAAAAGGUCUUUUAGGAUUGCGUGGAUUAAAUGGUCUAAAUGGACUACAGGGUCAAAAAGGAUUGACAGGCACACCAGGUUUAAAUGAAAUGGGACCUCCAGGAUGCAGAGGAGAACCUGGACCAAAAGGCAACAGAGGAGAACCAGGGCUACCAGGAUCCUCCAGUCCAGGUCCCCCUGGAGACAUGGGCUUCUUAGGUCCUCCUGGUAGGCCAGGUGUUUCUGGACCUGCAGGCCUCAUGGGCCAGGCUUCUGAAAACAUACUUCCUGGACCUCCAGGGGACCAAGGAUCUCCUGGAAUAGAUGGCAUGAGAGGGGCUCCCGGCAAACCUGGCCCUCCAGGAAACACUAUACUUGUUAAAGGAGAUCCAGGUGAUUGUGGGACUUUUGGCCCACCUGGGGCUCCUGGCCCAACUGGGAAAAUGGGAGCAAAAGGUAUUUCAGGAAAUCAAGGAAGAGAAGGUGUGAAAGGUCCAAUGGGAAACCCUGGUCCACAAGGGCCUCGUGGUGCCUCUGGUGAGCCUGGGGACCAAGGCUUUAGAGGAUUACCUGGUCCUUUGGGGCCUAAAGGUGAUCCAGGCGAAGAUGGGAAAGUGGAUUAUUCUUCAUGUCCCAGGAUUCCAGGGCCUCCUGGAGUAUUAGGCCCAAGAGGAUCGCCUGGCCCCAUGGGCGUAAGAGGCCCAACAGGUUUCCCUGGCCCACCAGGAAUGAAAGGAGAAGAAGGCUUUAUAGGUCAGCCUGGUCAGAGUGGCUUGCCUGGGCCUCCAGGACCUUAUGGUGAUCAGGGUGACAUAGGAGAAAAGGGAUACAUUGGGCUGAGGGGUCUUCCAGGCCCAACUGGAAUGCCAGGACCCCCAGCACCUGAAACAAGAAUUGCUACUGGAUUCCUAAUUGUUCUUCAUAGUCAGUCAGAUGUAGUACCACUUUGCCCGGAGGGAAUGUCAAGACUAUGGACUGGAUACAGCCUGUUGUACUUUGAAGGGCAGGAGAAGGCCCAUAAUCAAGAUCUUGGUUUGGCAGGAUCUUGUCUUCCUGUGUUUAGUACCAUGCCUUUUGCCUACUGCAAUAUCAACCAAGUCUGCUACUAUGCAAGUCGAAAUGAUAAGUCAUAUUGGCUGUCAACUGCAGCUCCUUUGCCCAUGAUGCCCCUCUCUGAUGAAGAAAUAAAACCUUACAUUAGCAGAUGUGCAGUAUGUGAAGCUCCUUCUCAGGCUGUUGCUGUUCAUAGUCAAGACCAAUCCAUUCCUCCUUGUCCAUCAAACUGGAGAAGUCUUUGGAUAGGCUACUCAUUUUUAAUGCACACUGGAUCUGGAGACCAGGGAGGUGGACAGUCUCUCAUGUCAACUGGAAGCUGCCUUGAAGACUUCAGAUCAACACCUUUCAUUGAGUGUCAGGGUCAGCGAGGAACAUGUCACUUUUUUGCCACUGCGCACAGCUUCUGGCUAACUACAGUAAAACCGGAGCUGCAGUUCUCAUCAUCUCCAGUCUCAGAGACUCUCAAAGACGAGCGAAAACAACGACAAAACACAGGCAGAUGUCAGGUCUGCAUGAAAUACAGUUAGGAAAACUAAAUAUUUGCCAAAAGGAAAAAAAAUACCCACAAAGGAUAGUGUACUAAGUUGUCCUAUGGUUGCAAAUGGUGCUAAUUCUUCAGUUUUUAUGUGAAAAUAUGGAAUAACUGUCCAGGGGCUUUAAGUCAGGUGGACUAUGGAUAUAAAUUCUUUUUCAUUUUCUGUGCAGCCAUAUCCUAUGAAUCCCGGUACUCCCUUAGCUGUCAGCAACGACUAGGCUGACACUGUUGAAAGUGGAAGAGGACCACAGCUACCCACUUUUCGCCUCUUGGGUUUUCUAGACAAGACUUUUAUCGUGCAGUUGCCUUGCUUUGUUCUCAUUUUAUUGUCGGGGUGGGGUGGGGUGUUGAAUAGUUUUUCACCUGUCACCAUACUGUUGGUCCUCCCUUUCAUUCUCUCAUAGAAAUCUCUUAAGGAUCAAAAGAUGAAAUAACAACACAAUGUUUGAAUUUUCCUCCAUCUCAAAGUGUCACCUCCACUUUCUCCAACAGUGAGUGGAAACAGAGGAAUCACAAUGCUUUGCUUCUCUUCUUUUGCAAUUCAUGGGCCCCUUCCACACAGCUGAAUACCAUCCCACAUUUUCUGCUUUGAAAUAGAAUAUAUGACUCAGAUAAUCCAAUUCAAAGCAGAUAUUGUAGGAUUUUCUGCCUUGAUAUUCUGAGUUAUAUGGCUGUGUGGAAGGGCCCGUGGAUGACAAGUUCUACUUAUACUACUGGUAAAGUUUCUCUAUGAGAUAAGCAAGAAACCGAGACAGAAUAAUCCCUGUAUUUGUCAAGUUUAAACAGUAGCUCCAAUGGGCAGCAAAAUAUCAAAUCUUCAGAGAAUGCUGAGAGCAUAAUGGCCAAUAUUCAAUACUAGAUGAGUCACAAUUAUUCUUCGUCUUAUUUAGCAAAAGUCUACCCAGAAUAAAAGACGAGAAUGA